GCAGCUGCGCUCUGAGCGCGCCGCCCCGCCAUUGGUCCAGUCGGCGUAUAAAAGCGUGCGGCGGCGGCGGCUGGGACACACCGUCCUUGUCGUCACCGUCGUCAUGGCCGUCCUCUGGAUCGUCUCCUGCUUGGCUCUGGUCGCCGCCGCCUACGGUUGCGGCACGCCCGCCGUCCCACCCGAGGUGACCGGCUACGCUCGCAUCGUCAACGGCGAGGAGGCCGUCCCGCAUUCGUGGCCCUGGCAGGUGUCCCUGCAGCAAUCCAACGGCUUCCACUUUUGCGGCGGCUCCCUGAUCAAUGAGAACUGGGUGGUGACCGCCGCCCACUGCAACGUCAGGACUUACCACCGCGUGGUGGCCGGCGAGCACGAUAAGGGUUACGGGUCCAACGAGGCGGUGCAGAUGCUGCGCCCCUCCAAGGUGUUCACGCACCCCAUGUGGAACCCGCGUACCAUCAACAACGACAUCGCCCUGAUCCGGCUGAGCACGCCGGCUCGCCUGGGCGCCAACGUGUCGCCCGUCUGCCUGGCCGAGGCCACCGACGACUUUGCCCCGGGAAGGACCUGCGUCACCUCCGGAUGGGGACUGACCAGAUACAACGCUCCCGGCACUCCCAACAAGCUCCAGCAGGCGGCGCUUCCCCUUUUGUCCAACGAGCAGUGCAAGCGUCACUGGGGCAGUAACAUCUCCGACGUGAUGAUCUGCGCCGGAGGCCAGGGCGCCACCUCCUGCAUGGGAGACUCGGGCGGUCCUCUUGUGUGCGAGAAAGACAACGCUUGGACCCUGGUGGGCAUCGUGUCCUGGGGAAGCAGCCGCUGCUCCACGUCCACGCCCGCCGUCUACGCCCGUGUCACCGAGCUGCGCGCCUGGGCCGACCAGAUCCUCGCCAGCAACUGAACGCGCAAAUGCCUCUGCUGCUGCCAAUAAAUCAAAUGUGCAUGGGA
Molecule: messenger RNA, 945 nt
Organism: Syngnathus acus (greater pipefish)
Lineage: Eukaryota; Metazoa; Chordata; Actinopteri; Syngnathiformes; Syngnathidae
Product: chymotrypsin B-like
Exons: 6
Coding region: 104-898 (264 amino acids)
Biological process (GO): proteolysis
Molecular function (GO): serine-type endopeptidase activity
Source: RefSeq, a predicted model, not a curated record